Molecule: messenger RNA, 1986 nt
Organism: Coturnix japonica (Japanese quail)
Lineage: Eukaryota; Metazoa; Chordata; Aves; Galliformes; Phasianidae
Gene: HERPUD1
Product: homocysteine inducible ER protein with ubiquitin like domain 1
Biological process (GO): regulation of ERAD pathway; ubiquitin-dependent protein catabolic process; endoplasmic reticulum calcium ion homeostasis
Cellular component (GO): endoplasmic reticulum membrane
Molecular function (GO): transmembrane transporter binding
Source: RefSeq, a predicted model, not a curated record
AAAGGGCGGAGGCGGGGGGCCGCCACACACGCGCCAUGGCGGAGGAGCUGAGCGUGUCGCUGUUGGUGCGCAGCCCCGCGCGGCGACACCCCGACAUGCGGCUCCGCGCAGCGCCCGCGUGGACUGUGAGGCGCCUGAAGGCCGAGCUGCGCCGCAGGGCACCCGGGGAGCCCGCUGAGGACGAGCAGAAGUUGAUCUACUGCGGGAAGCUGCUGCUGGACCAUCAGCUCCUGCAGGAGUUCCUGCCCGGGCAGGAGGAGCUGCACGCUCUGCACCUGGUCUACAACGUGAGGGCGCCUGUAGAUGUACCGGAGAGCAGCACGGAGGUUAAAGCUGCUCAGCCAAAGCUGACGACAGAAGCUAAUCAAGAACCAGCUGCUGCUGCUUCAGAUGGUGGACGGCUGGGAUGCUCUCCUGGUGGUCAGGCAGCAGCAGCAGAAGCUGGUGCCAGGCCUGAAACACCUCGGCAUGGUUUCCAAGCGGUGCCUCCUGGGUUUUCUCUGUACACAACCUACAGCCUGCUUCAGAUGUCCUGGCUUCAACACAUCUAUGCAAGGCAAUACUACAUGCAAUACUUGGCUUCUACUGCUGCAUCUACUGACCCGACCUCCACACGGCGUUCUCAGGAGAUCCCAGUGACACCCCCAGCUCCUGUCCCAGACCCAUUUCCUGCACAAAACCAACCUGGGGACCAGAAUGCUGCUCCUCAAGCCAACGUGGUGGCCAACCAGAACUUAAGGAUGAACGCCCAGGGGGGUCCUCUCAUGGGGGAAGAGGAGGAAGGUGGCAAUCGAGACUGGCUGGACUGGCUCUACUCUGCAACGCUGUUCUAUGUUUUUGUCAACAUCGUUUAUUUCUACUCCAGUGUCAGCAGAUUCCUCCUGGUUAUGGGUGGCACUGUUCUGAUGUAUCUGCACCAUGUUGGAUGGUUCCCCUUUAGACAACGACGAGCACAGCCUUUCCCAGAUAACGUCCCUCCUCAGGCUGCUGUAAACCAGGACCAGAACAAUAACUUGCAGCAGGGAGGGAAUGCAGGCGGAGCAGAGGAACCUGAGGCCCUUCCUGAUGCUGGACAAGUUCUGCCAGAGCUGCCACAGGCCAACCCGUCCCUUAUGAGCACAGCGUGGCUGUUCUUCAAGACCUUCUUUGCAUCCCUUCUUCCAGAAGGGCCCAGACUGACUCGCAACUGAAGUGGCACCAUUUCCUUCACUGGAAUGUCAGUGAGCUCCAGUCCUGAGCAAAUCAGAUGCCAACCCCAAAGCAGGAGUGAAAACGUGUGGCAUUUCUCUGGCCUUCACUGAUGAAACUGCAAGAGGCCUUAAGUUGUUGCAAUACAGACACAAGAUGAUUGCCCUCAUUCCAAAGAACUUUCUUCCGUAGCAUUUAUUGGGUACCUUUGUAGAGGCUUGGCAUUGUAAUCUUGUGCACUAAAUGCACAGGCUCUGAGCAGGUGUGCAGAGAUGUUAGAGAAGCAAAUUGCUUCUUCCGUGCAAUGUGAUUCCUGUUGGAAUGUUUCAAAUGCUAUUUAAAUUACACUGAGUGUAGUACCUUCAAUUGCUAGAUGAGCAUUAGCAGGUUUUUAGGAAAGAUCUACUGUUCAAUUGCUUCAAUGGUGUUUUAAAUUCCGCUUUGUAAAUAUUUUCCUAUGAGAGAUGCAUUGUGCCAUUUCCUUGGCUGAAGGGGCAGCUGUGGGGCACAGUGACCUCAGUGGAGCUGCAGGUUUCCAACUGCCCAACACGUCCUUCAUACUCAAGGCUGAUUUCUUUUUCUCUGCUCUCAAAUCAUGGGAGAGGAGUUAAGUGCAUUCAACUUCAAUCAAGAGUUUAUGCAAGACUUGAUUUGACUGCUUUAGAUAUGAAAUCAAAGCAGUCUGAGACCUGUAUUUAAUGUAGAGGCGUUUUCACUCGACAGCAACUCUGUUGUGUUUGUUUCCUUCGAUGUGGCUGAGGGCUUUGAUUCAAUAAAAUCUGCGGUCGCUUAUCUGUA